AUGGAAGAAACGCAAGUAAUUAUUGUUGGAGGUGGACCAGCAGGUCUUGCCCUGGGACUAUCACUAGCCCGACUGAGGAUUCAUUCCGUUAUUCUCGAGAAAGAGGCGGAGAUCACCACAGACCCUAGAGGCGUAUUCCUCACGGGUGAUGCUGUCAGAAUACUACACAGCCUCGGGAUCCAUGAUCUGGCGUCCAUAGGUCAUGAAAUGCCACAUGUUAAUGUCCAUCGUGGCGGCUUCAAUACUGUACCAUUCUUCUCAAUUCGCCUUGGGGACUCCAACAGUCUUGACCAGGCCUUACCAGAAGGCAUUCUGCAAAUGCAGCCCCGUCUAGAGGGGGCCUUGAGAAAUGCUAUCGAGGAAAGUAAAUAUUGCUCACUGCGUACCGCCUGCGAAGUCGUGUCACGGUCUGAACAAGAUCCACCAGUAAUCGACUUUGACGACAAACAAGGAAAUAGACAGCAAAUCAAAGGAGAAUGGCUUAUCGGCGCCGACGGAAAACUGGGCAUUGUUCGAAAGCACUUCCUGGAACCAACAGUAGGCAUCAAGCAGACAGACGGGCUCUACCCAUACAGCGGCACCUGGAUAGCCGCCAACUUGAAGAUGAAGCUUCCUACUCCGGAGACUCAUCCUGAUUUUCCACUUUGGAAGUUUGGCUACUCAGCACAAGAGGUUUAUGAUCUCUUCUGGCCUGUUGGAUGGCACUUUUGUACCCCGCCUGGAAAGGCUACGGCUUCCGGGAGAUUUGGUCCUUAUGAGGAAAGACUUUGGCGUCAUGAAUUCGCCCAAGAUGAGUCGCUUAUCAAGGACAACUCGGAAGAGCUGUUCUGGGAACAUAUCACGCCGAUGAUUACUCUUGAGGGAGAUAGCAGCCGGAAGCACAGAUUUGACGGUCCUGUGAAGUACCCUCGAGAUUGCAUUGAGAUUCUACGCUGUCGACCAUUCCACUUUGUUCACAAGGUCGUUGACCGCUGGUUCAGUGGACGUACAGUUCUUAUCGGUGACGCGGCUCACGUCUUCCCUCCUUUCGCUGGUCAAGGUAUUGGAAGUGGUGUCAGAGAUGCUCACCAGCUUGCAUGGCGGUUAGCUCUGAUGCUCCAUCCAAAUGCGAAGCCAGAAUACCAUGAUAAGCUUCUCAAGUGCUGGGAAUCAGAGCGACGUCAGAGUAUCAACGACGCUGCCCAGUUCUCCAUGAUCAACGGGCGCAUUUGCAACAAUGAGCCUACUUUAUGGUUACGUUUCUGUUUCCGGCUUUUGAUGUUCCUACAUGGCACGCCUCUUUUCCAGUACGUGGACUACAUGUCACACAAAGAGCAGAAGGGCUUUUCGGAAGUUGAAAAUGGUUUGUUUAUCAAGGGACGAAAAGGCGGUUCCCGUCUGCAUCAGAUACACAUGAGAUCCACGGACCAGACGGGCUCUUUUCUAUCAGACGACUUGCUACGAAAAGAGAAGACGAUCUUCACUCUGGUGGUCAUCAGUGAUGGGAAGCAAAACAACCAGCUUAGGCUAUACGCCGAAGCGAGGGCCGCAGUCCAAGACGCUGGUGUCUCAUCCAUUAUCUCGAAGGAGGCAAUCAUUGUUUACGACGCACAGUCAGACGACUCAGCACAAAUCCCAAAGACACUUUCAGACACCAAUGGAGAGUUUGGUCACCUUACCGUCUGUUCAGCUUCGCAGAUCCCUACGGCUGACGGACGUCUGGCGAAGGGAUAUGACAGCUCGGUCUAUGCCAAGCGCCUUGGGAGAACCACCAAGUUUGCCAUCAUUCGUCCCGAUUUCUUUGUCUUUGCUUGUGCUUCUGACUAUGCUGGGCUAGCCAACUCCCUGAACUCACUGAGAGAUUUUGUUGGGUUUGGGGGUAAGAAAUAG
This is a messenger RNA of Fusarium redolens, 1869 nucleotides long. RefSeq lists its product as uncharacterized. The transcript has 4 exons. Lineage: Eukaryota; Fungi; Ascomycota; Sordariomycetes; Hypocreales; Nectriaceae. Gene Ontology annotation, molecular function: FAD binding. The coding region runs from base 1 to 1869 and encodes 622 amino acids. The record is from RefSeq and is a predicted model, not a curated record.